AUGAAUAAUAAUACCAUUCCUUUUUAUCCAUCAAUACAAGAGUUUCCAAAAGCUAAAGAAAGUUAAGAAAAUUAAGGAAAUAAUUUAAAAUAUACAUGCAGGUACGAAAUUUAAAUUUAAAAUGAUAAAGACUUCUAAAUAGCCAGAAAAAUUAUAGGAUCCAAAGGAGAGAAUAUGAAAUCUAUAAUUAAAAAAUGCAUAGACGCAAGCAACUAAAAAGGCUAUAUUAAUGAAAAAGAUGAUUAAACGAACAUAGUUAAACUAAGAUUAAGAGGAAUAGGUUCUGGAUAUAAAGAAGGACCAAAUAAAUAAGAAUCAUAAGAGCCUUUACAUUUAUGUGUAAGUUCUAAACAAUAAGAAGUAUUUUCUAUUGCUUGUUAAUUUGUAGAAGAUUUAUUAUAGAAUAUAUACGAGUAAUAUUAUAAGUAUUGUUAGACUAGUAAUUGUGAAAAAGAUGUUUUAUUAAUUAAAAAAUAAGAUAGUAUGAGUUGUAAUAUUAUUAAUAAUGUACUUUAGAAAAAAAAUUAGAACUUUUUUGUUGACAUUACUAAUAAUUUAAAUAAAAAAAAUAAUAAAAAUAAUAACAAUAUUUUAAUCAAAUAAUUUUCUGAAUCUAAUAAAUAUGAUUUUGAAGAAAACGAUUUUCUAUUUUAAGAAACUGAUAAACUAGAAAAUAUUAAUUAAAUUAAAAUUACUACAGAAAAUUAAAAAAAAUGUUAUAUUAUUAAAAAAAUAUAUUUUAUUUAUUUAAAUUUUAAAAACAAAAUUAAAAGAAUAAAGAAAUAAAAAUAGAAAAUAACAAAAUCUUACUGA
Messenger RNA from Ichthyophthirius multifiliis, 813 nucleotides. RefSeq names its product RRM domain and KH domain protein. Gene Ontology annotation, molecular function: RNA binding. Gene Ontology annotation, cellular component: nucleus. The record is from RefSeq and is a predicted model, not a curated record. The transcript has 2 exons. Lineage: Eukaryota; Ciliophora; Oligohymenophorea; Hymenostomatida.